AUGCCUCUCGGGUGGUAUCUCGCUCAGGGUUUGUGCCCACUUGGUCCAUCUAGUAGCGAUGAUGAGGAGGGCCCCUGCGAGUUGCCUAAUGGCCGAAUCGUUUGCGGUCCACAUGGCCUUGUCGUUUGUGGAAAAUGCUGUACAGAUUACAGCUUCAUAGGCAGUUCUUCGGAUGGAGAUGAAGAUUACGACGAUGACGAUGACAACGAGGAUGAUGAUGAUAGCCCUAUGAUUGAUCCCCCGAUUAACGAGGACGGCGAUCUUGAUCCACCACGUCUCUUUGGAACGGAAAUGAGAAGAGGUACUGGCCAGGUCGUCCCUGAGAGGUUCACUCCACCGACGACUACAAUUAUGCCAACGGAGCUGUUUCGCGUCCAGAAGACUUAUUCUCGAUUGACCAGAUACAUCCACCGCGAUGACCCCCAGACGGUUCUCAUCUUCACUGACGGCGCUUGCUUGAAUAAUGGCCAGCCAGACCCCAAAGCCGGCUGGGCGAUCGUCUAUGGACUUGGACCCACGGGCGAGCCGUUAAUCGCAUAUGGCAGGUUAGAGCGCAAGGGACCUUUUGGUGACGAGAGCAUUCAGAGCAGCAACAGGGCCGAGCUUCGUGCUGUUAUUGCAGCUUUGCGCCUCCGAUACUGGCCUGGGGAAGGCUUUACUACUAUGGUCAUCGCUACCGACUCGGAGUAUGUAGUUGAGGGAUCUACAAAAUGGGCCAGAGCAUGGUCCAGAAAUGAUUGGAAGACAGAUACAGGCGCGGACGUCAAGAACAAAGACAUGUGGGAAAUGCUCCUGGGCGAAUUUGAGAGAUGGGAGGAGGAAGGUCUCUCUAUCAAAUUUUGGAGAAUCCCAAGAGACUGGAACAAGACCGCGGAUGCGGCUGCGAAGAAGGGUGCUUCAGAGAAUGAGGUGCCUAACCAGUGGGUGGAGAUGCAUGGUGUUCUUUUUUAA
Messenger RNA from Daldinia decipiens, 951 nucleotides. RefSeq names its product ribonuclease H-like protein. The transcript is spliced from 2 exons. Gene Ontology annotation, molecular function: RNA-DNA hybrid ribonuclease activity; nucleic acid binding. The coding region runs from base 1 to 951 and encodes 316 amino acids. Lineage: Eukaryota; Fungi; Ascomycota; Sordariomycetes; Xylariales; Hypoxylaceae. The record is from RefSeq and is a predicted model, not a curated record. Gene Ontology annotation, biological process: DNA replication, removal of RNA primer.